UGAGUUUUUAUUUUGAACCUAUAAAAAAGAGUAAAGUACCAACUCAGUCCCUAUCCAUUUUUCCGAAUGACAACACGACCCAUUUCGGUCCCUGACUCUGUGCUCCGUCUGUCAACGCGGUCCUUCUGUCACUUUCACGGCGAAAACUCGACGGAAAUUGCUAACUUGUGUAAGCGAGUGGAUGACAUGGAUGGCUUGGGUGGUUAUGUAGAAGAUGGAAGUCCACGUGGCUAGGUGAAAUGGAUAGGGUCUUUUUUGUCCUCAUCCAUAACACAAAAACGCCAUCGUUUUGAGGUUUUCAGGCGUCUUUAUUAGACGAGUCUGGUCAUCUAUCUCCCCUGUUUCGUGUAUGGAACCGAUACCACCAUGAGCAAUAGCAGAGAUCGUGGGAGGGGAAGAGAUGCAUCGAACGAUGAGGGUAGGAGUAUUUCUGUGAGCUCUGUUGGCAGUGCUGGAGCGAGGAAGAAGAAAAGAUUCGUUGCCCCAAAAUGCAAUUGUGGGAUUCAUGCAAUUCUAUUCAUGUCGUCAACACAGUCGAACCCUAAUAGGCUAUUCUUUGGAUGCCCAAAUUUCAAGACUGCAGAAUCUCAUUGCAAAUAUUUUUUAUGGCUGGAUGAAUAUAUUUUACUGUUUGAAGAUGAGCAAAUAAAUGAUGACAGUCUUUAUGGUCGGAAUCCAAAGCAAAAUCAUUUGUUGGAUGCAGCUGUUUCGAUGGAGGAGAAAGUGACUAAACUAGAGGACAGAGUUUCUGGGUUAAAGUUGCAGAUGAAAAAUUCUAGGCACGUUAAGUGUAAUAGGGGUUUUAGUUAGCCACUGAUGGCUGUUGUGUUUGUAUUUGGAGUUGUAUUUUUAAAUUAUCUCUGUUAAACUUGAUAGUAGAUAGUAAGUCUAUGAUGUUGUUUUUGUUUUGGAAGUGCCUGUUGCUGAAAUAGUUGUAUCACUUAACAGUGUAAAUCCAAAUUUAUUAAAUGAAAUAGGUGUGUUGGU
Arachis ipaensis is the source of this 987-nucleotide messenger RNA. Lineage: Eukaryota; Viridiplantae; Streptophyta; Magnoliopsida; Fabales; Fabaceae. The record is from RefSeq and is a predicted model, not a curated record.